Molecule: messenger RNA, 6031 nt
Organism: Anguilla anguilla (European eel)
Lineage: Eukaryota; Metazoa; Chordata; Actinopteri; Anguilliformes; Anguillidae
Product: inositol 1,4,5-trisphosphate receptor-interacting protein-like 2
Exons: 1
Coding region: 326-1798 (490 amino acids)
Source: RefSeq, a predicted model, not a curated record
AGUUUGGUAUUUCCUCUGAGCUCACAGAAACUGAGCACUCGACUCUGAAUACUCUCGGCUGAGGGGGAACUUUCGAACGGCAGAUAAAGAGGAGCUGAAACUUCAAAAAAAGCCACAGCAACAGAAUUGGAACUUUACAACAAACAUUUUACUCAUAAACGUUUCUGGAGGGCUGAGAGGGAGUGUGAAUCGGAUCCAGCUGCGUAAGAGUGAGAACCGAAGAAGGCUGAGUUUCAGAAGCUGGGAGAGACUGAGUCACCAUGGGCUAGCCCACGUUGCUGGUGCCCUGUUCCGCUCUGGAUGUAGUAAGCUGUGCAGAUUCAGGAUGACUGUGUACACCUUGAACCUCAGGGUCUUCUGGCCACUGGUCGUCUGUGUGCUCACAGCCUUCCUGCUGCUGAACCACUCUCUCCGCCUGGGUCCCGACCAAGGAUCGGACGGCUGUCCCAACCGGACACUGGGGCUAUUCUCAUUGAUCAAGUUCAUUUUGGCCUUUGCUCUCUGCUACUUUCUUAUCAGGUACUGUUCCUCUGAAACCGGCAGGACAAAGAGGCGUGUCCCUGAGACCACUGAGGGCCCUGCCAGAGCAAGCUCCUCCAGAAAAGAGCUGCUGGAAGAUUACUACGAGAGGCAGGUGCGCCUGUCGCCCCAUGUUCUUGGGCAUAGUAAGGCACAUGUGGCUAAGAUUGUGAGUGAACUGGUACGGGCGGGACGUGCCGAGAUCCCGCCAGAGUCCUCUCUGGGUCUUCGCGGGGACUUUGUCCAGAUUGGCAGUGCCUAUGAGGAGCAUAAAGUGGGCCAUCCUGACUGCUUUGACAUUUUGGUCCCACUGCGGCUGCCCAGGGGCCUGAAGCUGGAGCCCAGAAGCUGUGCUGGAGAAAAGGGAGGCCCGCCGCUCUGUAGUCUGGAGACUCCGCGCAAGUCAGAGUGGACCAGGCGACACAAGGCCUUCACUGAGGCGUUCUUGAGCUCGGCAGAGGCAGGCAGCGUGUGCAGACUGACUCCGGCGCCUGUGGUGCGUUGGUUUUACCCCACAGUGCAGCGCUGUCUCUCUGCUGUGCGCUACCCCUUUGAGCAGCGCUGCUCUCUGGGCCUGUCGCUGAGCGAGGACCGCAUCCUGCUGCGCCUCACGCCACGCUCCGACUACGUCUGCUGCCACAUCUCCAUGGGCGUGCGGCUGAUCCCCGCCGUGCCCCUGGGGGAUGGCGUGUUUCUGGUCCCUGCGGCAAGGGGCUCCCAGCAGGAGGACCUCUGGACGGUGUACUUUCCCCGACAGGAGCAGAGGCUCCUGAGCUGGCUGAAAGGCAGGGUGCCACCUGGCUCCUGCCACCUGAAGUGUCUGCAGAUAGUGAAGGCCGUACGGGACCUGAGCGGGCAGGCCCUGGAUUGCCGUGGCGGUGCAGAGUGGCGGGCCGUGCUGUCCUCCUAUUUCCUGAAGAUGGCAUGGCUGCGGCUCUUGCUCAGUACGCCUCCGGAGGCCUGGGAGGAGCACCGUCUCUUGGAAAGGAUUGAAGACCUACUGCGAGGCUUGAGGGAGAGCCUACAGCAACGCUUCUUGGGGCACCUCUUCCUUGGGUGUGACACUGGGCUGCUGCCAGAUUUUCUUGCCUUGCCUAAACCCUUCAAGGACACAACUUCUGCCAAUCUCUUGGCCAGCUUCAACCCAGCCUCCCUGGACAUGGUGUGUGCCCGCCUGGCCUACUCCUGGACACAUCUACACCGACUAAUUCGCCUUGGGUGUCCUCACAGGGACAGUGUGGGAAGGGGUGUGCGCUGCAAGCACAUGGAUACUGAGUAGUACUAAAAAACAGUAAAGCUAGAGUUAUAUUUUUCCUUGGUUUUUGGUUUCAGAGAAAGAGUCAGGGUAGGUUUAAAAAAAUUUGCACUGAGGCUUGCAAAACUUCUCAAAGAUGAACUCACAAUAUUGGAUUUUUUUUAUUCUGAAGUGUGUGGAACACAACUACCAUCCUAUGGCUUUAUUUAAUAUUGAUUUAAUAUUUCUAGAUCAGAAGCAGAGAAUUUAUUUAACUUAAUAUUACUUGAAGAAAUGGAAGAGUGCAGCUUCCACUGGGGGUACGUAUCAAAUUGAAAACCUUUUAGAAAAAACAGUCUAUUUUAAGUGUCACCACUUAUUAGUCAUAGGAAUUAAUAUUGGCUAAUUUUGAAUACUUUUGUUCAGGGCUUGCACAUUACUUUACACAUUACAUCAGCUGUCAUGUAACAUAAUAGGAGUAUUGUCAAAGAAUUACCCUGUAAGGGUUUAUUCUACAGAAACAAUGACAGCUGCAUAUUUCUGUCAAGAGACCAGGAAGAUGACUAGGAAGACUGGCCCUGCUAUCUGAGAGGUCAGUCCCCAGAGGGCACAAAACCUUGUUUAACUCAUGCUUUUAUGCAUUCACUGCAGCAUCAGACAUGUUAGAUCAGUGGUAACUAACCCUGCCAUCCUGUAGGCUUUCUCUGUACACAUUCUCUGUAACCCUAACAAAGCACACCUCAUUCAACAGCUAGCGAGCUUGCUGAGAUGCUAAUUAGUAGAGUCAGGUGUGCCAAAUUAGGGUUGAAAUGAAAACCUACAGAAUGGUAGAUCUCCAGGAACAGGGUUGGUUACCACUGUGUUGAAUGAUAGAAGUUAUAUAGAAGCUAAACAUGUCUGUAUUGUUGCAUUUUUAAACCUGAUCAUCAUUACAGGUACAUAGUAGUAACAAAUAGGUUGGUACUAUUAGACUGUAGAACACUAAAUGUUUCUUCAGGUUUCUACAGUAUGAACUCAAGGGCUUUAAGCUGAUGAAAAAAUCAUUAUACAUGGUUGAGCUGUCUGAAUUUCUUCAUUGUGUGAAGGAAAAGAACAAUCAGUUCAAUGAUGGCUUGUUAGGUUUGAUACAUGGCAGCUGCUUUCAUACCCUCAGAUAUGAGGUUGUGUAAUGGAUGUCAACAUCCAUUCAAAUAAAGCGAAACAUACAAAAUGCAUAUUUAAAUAUAAAAAACAAUGUAAUUUCAACUGGAGCUCAGUUGCAUAUUGAAAUGUUUUUCUAUUCUAUGGUAUUUGGACCAUCUCGUUUGGCAUAAGGGAAGUGGGUCAGACCACUGUCACGCGAUUUUAAACCCGAGCCAUGCUGGCCACAAACAUGCUUGAAUUGUCAUGAAAAUUAAAAUAGGUACCGUGCAUUAAAUAUAUGAAACUAGACCCAAUGUUUUGAAUAAUUUCAUACAUUAUUGAAAACUUCUACCUGUACAUAGCAUUCUGAAAAUGAGUACGGUAUUAAUUGCAGCUACAAUAUUGGUGAUCUAGUCUCAGGUUUGCUAAGCAUAUUUUCUACUUCUGCACCUCUCAUCUCCACCAGUGGUGUAUCACCUUGUAGGCAUUAACAUGCUCCCUAGGGACACACCCCCACAGCAUGUUGUCAUGGAGAUGCCACUUAGCACUUAGGGUCACUAUACCCUGUUAGUUUGCUAGAAACCCUGAUUUUCCACUAGGAAAUCAAUGCUUUGAGAUUAGCUAUGCAAACGGCCCUCAUCAUCUAUGAUUGCUGGAUUUUGAAAGGAAAAAAUAAGAUGUUUCCAUCUUCUCAAAGGCACAAGACCCUGCUCAUUUCCACCCCCCCUCUAACUUCUGUAAAUGGACUUACUGCCUGCUUAACAACAAAACCGGAUGCAGAUUAAGGAACCUUAAAAGAUGCUUCCACUUGCUGAAAAGCUGGUGCAACUAGUGAUUAUUUCGUAAGAUAAGUACAAAAGUUGUUGUGUAGUCUUAAUGUCUGGCUUGUUGUUACUGGAGAAAGCAAGCCGCAAUGAUCUUUCAAGGGGAAAAGAACAGUUUACCGUUUGCACCCUCUUGACCCACAGACUCAGAUUUCAGUGCUUUGACCAUAGAAGAGGAUAUAAUAACUAAAUUAAAAAGAGCUCAAGCCAUAAUAAUGUGCCUCAGAAUGCUCAUCCAUAUGGUUUUUGUUGUUGAAUAGAAUAAUGAUCAAAAGCAGGAUGCAGACACAAUUUUGUGGUGGCCUGAUUUGCACUGCUGUUAGGUAAACUUAUGUUACAAUAAAAGGAUAGCUCUGUCUCUCUUCUUUUUCCUUCAAUGGAAAAAAUAAUUAAGAGGUUCCAGGUCUCCUCUGUACAAGAGCCUGCUUUGGAAUUAGAUUUAUUUCAUGGGCUUUGAGCUGCUGUUAUUAAUGGUACCACACAUUUCCCACUUGAUACUGCAUAAAAGCUACAUAAGUAGUUUAAAAACACAAAACAGAAAUAGUUUUGUCCCAGUAGUUUUGCAGAGAAAGAUCUUCCUCUUAGCCAGAUUGCAGUUUGUUCCUCAUGCGGAAAUGACUCAUCAGCAUGCAAGGGCCCUCCAGGAUCAUAUUAAUAAAGACAUGUCCCUAGAAGUUUUCUAAAUUUUAAUUGGUCGUGGGAUUUAAAAUGAUGACGCUGAAUGAUGCUGUGCCUUUUUAGGUUGUUUGUGUUCUUUUCUUGUACCUUGAGGAAUGUGGUGAUUGCAUUAAUCACAGAUGAGCUGCUUUGAUAAAUACAGAGUUUGAGAAAACCAAAUAGUGAGUGGCCUCUGUAAAGAAAUGUAUGCAGACUACUAUCCCUGAACAAAAAGCAAUAUGACUGUAAGAGUACAUCAGCUUGAUGGAAGCAUCAAAAGAAUUGAGAAAUUGAAUAAUUCUUCAUGACUGAAGUUUCAACAAGUAGUAUAUACAAAAUGGAGUCCAUUCAUUUUGGAAAUGUUAUUUUUUCCUGUGAUUCUAACCCAGUUAAUUGUUAUACUCCUUACCAUAAGCAUGAGCUGUGCUGGCUGGACUGUAUUCCCAAAGGAUUUCAUGUGAAUGCUCUGCAUGGAGCUCCACCAAUAGGACCUCUGCUGUUUCCAAGGCAACCCUGGAACUAAUGGAAAUUUCUAAAGUUGUGGAGUGGCAGAUGCAUGCACUGAUAAAUUGCUGUGAGUUCAGCUCCAAAAUACAUUUCUGUCUAUAUUCAACUGCAUGCACAUUUAGACCCAUCAUUUUAACUCUUUUUUUUUUUUGCUUCAUUAGUAGCAUAAGCCUAACCUGAAAGUAGCCUGAAGUAUGAAACAUAAUCCAAAUGAGUCCAAGUGAGUGACAUAUAAUAAAAAAAGAAAUAUGCGCACAAAGUUUAUUUAAUGUGAGUAUUCACAAAGCCCUAGACGUACAGUUCACAGAAAAAAAGAUUUGUGGAAAAUGUAUAAUGUUUAUUUUUGACCUUCAAUAUUAGAAAUUGCACUAGGAGGUUUACAAGUUAAGCCAGAUGAAAAGAAAAAGCACAAUACACAAGUACAGGAACAACAAUCUAUGACAGUGGUCUUAAAAUGCAGUCUUUGAGGUCUUCAACUGCAGUCACAGGGUCUGCUGGUUUUUGUUGUCACCUUAAAAGCAGCACCAGUUCAGUUGAACUAGAGACCUAAUGUUUUUCCAGACUUGCGUUUUUUUACUUUAUAUUACAGAAAGUGGGAAUGUGUUCAAACAUGUAUCAUAUAUUAGGUCACUGUCAUAAACAUGUUUCCUCUAACAUUUUGACAUUUUGUAUAUUUUAAAUAUACUGUAUGCCUAAAUUGUCAUGAACGAAAAGUGGAAAUUAUUGAUAUCAUAUGAUACAUGUUUAUUCUAUCAAAGGGGCCUAUGUUGUUGUCAGGUUUAUUAUGACAUUACUUAUUUUCCUGAAUUUUAAUUGAAAAGGGUACUGCUUGCCUCAGGAACAAAGUGUACAAUUUAAUGUAUUUAUUGAUAUAUUUACAGUGUUUUUCUAAAUUCUGUUUGGCAGAGUCAGGCCUACAUGAAGAAAAUUUUUGCUAACAAAAAUCUGCAUAUGUUCAGUUUAUGUAGAUUUUUGCUGGGGAUAUCAGUUUUAUGCACUCCAAUUUAAAAGUAUUGUGUUAUGAUCAGAUUGUGUAUUUUCUUUUCAAUGAAGCAUCUUUAUAAAAGCAAUGUACGCUUUUUAUGUCAGUCUUUCUGCAUGUCAUGUCAGGCUUUUGGCAGUUUUUACAUUAAUUGUUUCCUAAAAAUAAAAAUCAUUUUGAAAGACA